GCUAUUCCUUAUUGCAGAUAUAUUGCUCGUCACUCGAUUGAUAUUUUCCAUUUCUCUUAACAAGAAGAGACCAUUAUAUUUUCCCUGGAAAUCAUCCCAAAGAUGAGCUGGUGGUGGGCUGGAGCUAUUGGCGCUGCCAGGAAAAGGUUUGAAGAAGAAGGUGAUGUUGAUGCGCCACUGAAGCCCCACAGCGUGGCUCUGAUCGUGGGCGUCACCGGGAUCGUUGGCAACAGCCUCGCCGAGAUCCUCCCUCUCGCCGACACCCCCGGCGGCCCCUGGAAGGUUUACGGCGUCGCUCGCCGUCCAAGACCCCCCUGGAACGCCGACCACCCUAUCGAGUAUAUCCAGUGCGAUAUUUCCGACGAGGAAGAUGCCAAUUCCAAGCUGUCUAUGCUGAGUGAUGUCACGCAUGUUUUUUACGUGACGUGGGCGAACCGGCCCACGGAACUGGAAAACUGUGAAGUGAACGGGAAAAUGUUGAGGAACGUGUUGAAUGCGGUAAUCCCAAAUUCUCCAGAUUUGAACCAUAUCUGCCUGCAAACGGGGAAGAAACACUAUUACGGCGCGUUUGAAGUGUUCGGAAAAAUAGCCCACGAAACUCCCCACCACGAGGAUUUGCCCAGAUUGGAAAAAUCUCCCAAUUUUUACUACACUCUCGAAGAUAUUCUGUUCGAAAAGGUGAAGAACAAGGAGGGAUUAACAUGGUCGGUCCACCGGCCGGGAUUAAUCCACGGGUUCUCCCCGUACAGCCUGAUGAACGCCGUCGGAACCCUCUGCGUCUACGCCGCCAUUUGUAACCACGAGGGCACCCCUCUGAGAUUUCCCGGCGGGCUAAAAGCCGCUUGGGACGGCUACUCCAAUUGCUCCGACGCGGAUUUGAUUGCAGAGCAAGAAAUCUGGGCAGCAGUGGACCCAUCCGCCAAGAAUGAAGCUUUCAACGUCAGCAAUGGAGAUGUGUUCAAAUGGAAGCAUUUCUGGGAGAUUUUAGCCCAGAAGUUUGAAGUGGAGGCUGCAGAAUUUGAGGAGAAAGCGCCGAGUCUGGAGGUGAUGAUGAAGGAGAAAGGGCCUGUUUGGGACGAGAUUGUGAGGGAAAAUAGGUUGUUGCCUACGAAAUUGGAGGAUGUGGGUCAAUGGUGGUUUAUGGAUGUUGUGUUGGGUGCAGAAUGUCCCCUGGAUAAUAUGAACAAGAGCAAAGAACAUGGGUUUCUGGGGUUUAGGAACUCCGAGAAAGCCUUCGUUUCAUGGAUUGAUAAGGUGAAAGCUCAUAGGAUUGUUCCUUGAGACUUUUAGAUUGGGCUGUGUAGCUACAAAUAAGAUGGGUUUAUAAUUAACCUACAAUAAAAUAUUUGGAAUGUUCCAUGUUUGACGAUUCUCAAUGAGUAGUCAUGCUUGACAGGUAUAGUAGGCUGAUUAUAUUGUGCAAUUCACUACUUAUUUCUAUAGUAAUUUUACAAGCA
This is a messenger RNA of Ipomoea triloba (trilobed morning glory), 1457 nucleotides long. Its product is annotated as 3-oxo-Delta(4,5)-steroid 5-beta-reductase-like. The record is from RefSeq and is a predicted model, not a curated record. The transcript has 2 exons. Lineage: Eukaryota; Viridiplantae; Streptophyta; Magnoliopsida; Solanales; Convolvulaceae. The coding region runs from base 103 to 1281 and encodes 392 amino acids.